Messenger RNA from Topomyia yanbarensis, 876 nucleotides. RefSeq names its product radial spoke head 1 homolog (gene Rsph1). The record is from RefSeq and is a predicted model, not a curated record. The coding region runs from base 18 to 842 and encodes 274 amino acids. The transcript is spliced from 2 exons. NCBI's taxonomy places the organism in Eukaryota, Metazoa, Arthropoda, Insecta, Diptera, Culicidae.
UAUUUCUAGAUAGCAGCAUGCCUCGAUCUACUUUUUUAUAUCUAUACAAAAUGACGCACAUCUUGGGUCGUGAGAAAAUUUGUUGCGAAUUCAUGCCCGCUGAAGAGGAAAAAGACUCUUUAUUCGAUAUUCAGAAAUACAAUGGACCAAGAAACAGUCGCGACGAGCCCCAUGGAGAAGGUAAAGCCAAACUGGUCAACGGAAGCCGUUACGAGGGUUCUUUUCGAAGAGGACUUCCACACGGAAAAGGUCGACUGUUUGUGAGGGAUGGCUAUCACUACGCAGGUCACUGGCGCAAAGGACUUAAGCAUGGAAUGGGUCGUAUGCAUUAUCCGGAUUGUACCUGGUAUGAGGGGGAGUUCCGCAAGGAUGUACGGCAUGGCUGUGGAACAUAUUAUUACUCGAAUGGAGCACGCUACCAGGGAAAUUGGUUAGCAGACAAUCGACAUGGAGUUGGUUGUUACUUUUUCAGUGACGGCGAUAUCACAUUGAAAGGAACCUGGUUGGAAGGAAUGGCACGAGGACCUGCCGAAGCGAUUUUGGAUGGAUGUCGAUUUCAUGGAUAUUGGGACGGGGAUUUUCCACGAGGACCAGGAUAUUUCAGUUUUGGUGCGAAAGCGAUGGUUAAAGGAAGGUUUUAUGAGGAGGAGAGGGAAGGAAACGAAACGAAGAUGCUUAUUUGGCGUCCCGAAGCGUUUGAGAAUUAUGAAUAUUCCAAGCUGCCGCUGGAACCAUUGCCCUUGCCAGUCGAUGAGUCGGAAAUUUCGCAAACCAGUUCAUCUGAUGACGAAGAAUGUGUUUCACAGGAUUCACAAAACUUUUCUAUUAUGUUGAGCGAUUAAAUUGUCGCAUUUUAUUAAUUUUUAAUCCUAAACU